Molecule: messenger RNA, 1938 nt
Organism: Helicoverpa armigera (cotton bollworm)
Lineage: Eukaryota; Metazoa; Arthropoda; Insecta; Lepidoptera; Noctuidae
Gene: Brms1
Product: breast cancer metastasis-suppressor 1-like protein
Exons: 4
Coding region: 126-806 (226 amino acids)
Biological process (GO): negative regulation of transcription by RNA polymerase II
Cellular component (GO): Sin3-type complex
Molecular function (GO): histone deacetylase binding
Source: RefSeq, a predicted model, not a curated record
GUGACGUUGACAAAUAAAAUUUGACAACUGUCGUCCUACUUUCCAAAGGGAGCGAAAAUCAACAAACUGUAAAUUAUCUUCUCCAACUGUUUGAUAUUCCACUCAUAAUUGGUUACACAGUGAAAAUGCCGUCCAUGAAAGUGGAGGGUGACAGCGAUGGGGACGGGGAGAUGUCGGGGGGAGACACUGAGCGCUCGAAUGGAUCCUCAAGGGGUCCUGAUAGAGACUCAAGUGCUGAAGAAGCUGAUGAGCCAGAUUCUGAUGACUCCUCGGAGAUGGACGAGAGUGAGUGCGAGAGGCGGAGGAACGAGUGCCUGGAUAACUUAGCUAACUUGGAGCGUCAGUUCUCAGUCCUCCGAGAACAGCUGUACUGCGAGAGAGUGAAGCAGGUGGAUCACCAGCUAGCUGAAGUGAGAGGCGGCCGGUCUCAGGAGUACCUCGGACCUCUGCGGAGACUGCAGGAGAAUAUGAGGAUUAGGAUCGAGGUAGCCGGCAUACUGCGUCAGAUGCGCAUCGAGAACAUCAAGCACAAGUACGAGGCGGAGGAGCAGGCAGCACACCAGCAUUUUAAGAGCGAAAAAUGGCUGGCCUACGAGAACCUCAAAGAAGAAAUUCUAGAAAAGAUCAGGAAACUUGAAGAGGAGCGUCACACAGUGGACUUAUGGUCCUGUGGUCCCGAGUGGGGUCGCAAGCGACGCAGGAGACAAGUCACCGUGUCCCCCCCUUACGUAGUCUACAUGCUCCCCGACGCAGAUAUCAUGGAAGACUGGCGGUUAGUAAGGAAACUUCUAGAACGAACUGACUAGCACGACACAAACGAAUUUUCUAGAAUAUUUUUCUAAUGUAAGGUAAUCGUGGAGUUUUGAUUGUGAUGAGUUGUUUCUUGUCACGGUACUACGGUCGGGUUGCGUUUAGUUGUACUGGUAAAUUAUUGGAAUUAAGAACGCAGCUAGUAGAAACUUUUAGCCGGUAAAAUUCUGGUUCUAAGAUCUCCACGGGAGAUGUUAUUUUGAAAAGAUUAGCUGCAGAAAUAUUGAUGUGCGUGUAACUUAACUUUGAAAUCAUUAUUUUAUAUGUUAGCUGUGAAAUGCAAAUGUAAAUAUUGAUGAGACUUUAGUGAAAACUUAGUAAGUUAUUAAAAGAAAACUGUACCAAUUUCAUUGCAUUUGAAAGAAUGAAGCGACGAUUUUACUAUUUUAAUUUAUCUGUAAACGUAACCAAAGCUGUGGCCGUAGUAUUAUAAAUAUUGUUAAGAUCAAGUGAUAUUUUUCACUGCAAAGAUCUGUAAGGGUAGCAACUAAAGGUACUAAGUGACAUAGUUAAGAUAUGUCACGAACAUAAGGGAGCCUCAACGAUUGUGACCUGAAUCUUCAGGCCACCAGGUAAGAACUACCCAAGGGAAACAAAUGACUAGCGGAGAUGUCAUAACGCAAAAUUCCCAAAGAAAGUAGCGCGCCAAAAAGCGGGUGUUCGGGGGACGAGGAACGAUACUAGCUCCACCCUAACAAAGCCUUCUACGGAACCUGCCCAUUUUUUUCAAACUGAACUCACCAAUCAAUCAAGACAAAUGUUUAACAGAUUGGUUUUGAACAAGGAACCUGAAUACCUCGUUAGUUCUAGUAACUGAUCACACCUACCGAACAUCACUUGACCUAUAAGAAGGCGCUUGACCUACCUGCCUAUGGCAUCUCCGCUAUCUUUCCUUCCUCCUAAAGCUACAAUGAUUGUAAUUUAUUUUUAUAGGGUUAAAACACCCCCUUGUAAAACAGAAUUAUGUCCCUCAUAUUCAUUAUAUUGUCAAUUGUAACUAAAUGUUCGACUUACUGAUUUUCCAUGACUAUGGUCGCCGGGAACUUUUAGCCAAUGACUGUUUACAAAUAAAUAAUGAAUGAUGAUGUAUAAUAAUAACUUACAGUAAUAAUAAACGUUGAACUGAAA